GUUUUCUACCGAAUGCCACACAUAUCAAUUAUCAUAUGGAUUGGGAUAAAGUUGAAGGAGGGGACAUGAUGUGAAGUUUUCAUCAACAAAACCACCCGGAAUUACACCGUCUCCGGCCAUGACCGACGCAUUUUAGUCGCCGGAGGGGAGGAGCUAAAUCGGAUAAAUAGAGAAAGCGGAUGGGGAUGUCCUGGGAAGACGUGGUGUUGAUCGAGAGAAGUAAGACUACUGGCGACUCGUCGGUGGUGACGGUGAACUGCCCCGACAAGGCGGGGCUGGGAUGUGACCUGUUACGGAUUGUACUUGAAUUCGGACUCUAUGUUACCCGUGGAGAUUUCUCGACUGAUGGAAGAUGGUGUUACGUAGUCUUAUGGGUAGUCCCACGCCCAAGCUCGGUGAGGGUCGACUGGGAAAGCUUAAAAAAUCGGCUUUUAUCUUGUUGCCCUUCAUGUUUACCUACAUUUUAUCUCAAUCACCUCUCUGAUUCUGAUUCUGAUUCUUCCAAAUCACCUCCACUCUACCUGUUGAAAGUUUUCUCACUGGAUCGAAAAGGGUUGAUACAUGAUGUGACGAAAGUCCUGUGUGAUCUUGACCUAGCAAUUCAGAGAGUUAAAGUGACAACAACCCCAGAUGGAAAAGUUCUGGACCUUUUCUUUAUUACAGAUGGCAUGGAGUUGCUUCACACGAAGAUACGACGUGAGGAAACAUGUGAACACCUUAGUGCCGUGUUGGGAGGAUGCUGUAUCACGUGUGAACUUGAGGUAGCCGGAGCAGAGUACGAUGUUCAACAAGGACAUUCUUGUAUUUCAGAAACAGUUGCUGAAGAAUUGUUCGGAGGAUGUGAUGUUGAGGUUGAUCCUUCACAAUCUGAAGCUAGUAUAACAGUCGAUAAUUUAUUGAGCCCAACGCAUACAUUGCUUCAAAUACGGUGUCUUGAUCAGAAAGGUCUCGUGUAUGACAUUUUCAAGAUCUCCAAGGACUGCAAUAUCCGUAUUGUGCAUGGGAGAAUCUGGAGCAGCGAUAAAGGACUGAAGGAGGAGAUGCUGAAUCCAUUAAGAGUUAUUAUUACGAAUCGUGGGCCUGAUACAGAACUUAUGGUUGCUAAUCCUGUUGAGUUAUCUGGGAAGGGAAGGCCUCGGGUUUUUUAUGAUGCUACGCUUGCAUUGAAGACACUCGGGAUCUGUGUGUUUUCGGCGGAGAUAGGAAGACACUCGAGUUCACGGCGGCAGUGGGAAGUAUAUAGGUUCCUUUUGGAUGAAAGUCGAGGAAGCAGCAAUCGAGCUAAACGUGAUGUUGUUGUUGACAAAGUCAGAAGAACCCUUAUGGGCUGGUGAAUGAAUCAAGAUUCAAGGACGGAAU
Lactuca virosa is the source of this 1359-nucleotide messenger RNA. Lineage: Eukaryota; Viridiplantae; Streptophyta; Magnoliopsida; Asterales; Asteraceae. The record is from the annotation of a GenBank genome assembly.